Centropristis striata (black sea bass) is the source of this 4598-nucleotide messenger RNA. It is a transcript of the gene eif3s10, whose product is annotated as eukaryotic translation initiation factor 3, subunit 10 (theta). NCBI's taxonomy places the organism in Eukaryota, Metazoa, Chordata, Actinopteri, Perciformes, Serranidae. The transcript is spliced from 22 exons. The record is from RefSeq and is a predicted model, not a curated record. Gene Ontology annotation, biological process: formation of cytoplasmic translation initiation complex; translation reinitiation. Gene Ontology annotation, cellular component: eukaryotic translation initiation factor 3 complex, eIF3m; eukaryotic translation initiation factor 3 complex, eIF3e; multi-eIF complex. Gene Ontology annotation, molecular function: translation initiation factor activity; mRNA binding. The coding region runs from base 125 to 3868 and encodes 1247 amino acids.
CGAGGUUCUUCCUUUCUCAGCCAGCACCGUAGCAGCGGGUGAGUGCGUGGCGUGGAUGGACUGGUGAAAUCUGUCAAAAUUCACUCAAGUCAGUCAAUUUGAGUUUCACUAGCGCGCCACCAACAUGCCGGCGUAUUUCCAACGGCCCGAGAAUGCUCUGAAACGAGCGAACGAGUUUCUUGAGGUCGGCAAGAAGCAGCCAGCUUUGGAUGUUUUGUACGAUGUCAUCAAGAGUAAAAAACAUCGAACAUGGCAGAAGAUCCACGAGCCCAUCAUGCUCAAGUACCUGGAGCUCUGCGUGGAUCUUCGCAAGAGCCACCUGGCCAAGGAGGGUCUCUACCAGUACAAGAACAUCUGCCAGCAGGUGAAUAUCAAAUCUCUGGAGGAUGUGGUUAGAGCUUACCUUAAGCUGGCGGAGGAGAAGACUGAGACGGCCAAGGAGGAGUCCCAGCAGAUGGUCCUGGACAUUGAGGAUCUGGACAACAUUCAGACUCCUGAAAGUGUUCUCCUGAGUGCUGUGAGUGGAGAGGACACUCAGGAUCGUACCGACCGUCUGCUGCUCACUCCCUGGGUGAAGUUCCUGUGGGAGUCCUACCGUCAGUGCCUGGACCUGCUGAGGAACAACUCCAAGGUGGAGCGCCUGUACCAUGACAUUGCCCAGCAAGCAUUCAAGUUCUGCCUUCAGUACACCCGUAAGGCAGAAUUUCGCAAGUUGUGUGACAACCUGCGUAUGCAUCUGGGUCAGAUCCAGCGCCACCACAACCAGAGCACAGCCAUCAACCUGAACAACCCUGAGAGUCAGUCCAUGCACCUGGAGACGCGUCUGGUGCAGCUGGACAGCGCCAUUAGCAUGGAGCUGUGGCAGGAAGCAUUCAAGGCUGUUGAAGACAUCCAUGGCCUGUUUGCUCUUUCCAAGAAGCCCCCAAAGCCUCAGCUGAUGGCCAACUACUACAACAAGGUGUCUACCGUGUUCUGGAAAUCUGGAAAUGCUCUCUUCCACGCCUGCACCCUCCACCGGCUCUAUCACCUCUCAAGGGAGAUGCGUAAGAACCUGACCCAGGAUGAGAUGCAGAGGAUGUCUACCAGAGUCCUCCUGGCCACACUGUCUAUCCCCAUCACCCCCGAGCGCACCGACAUCGCUCGGCUGUUGGACAUGGACGGCAUCAUUGUAGAAAAGCACCGGCGGCUGGCCACCCUCCUGGGCCUGCAGUCACCACCAACCCGGCAGAGUCUCAUCAAUGACAUGGUGAGAUUCAACUUGCUGCAGUAUGUUGUGCCUGAUAUCAAAGAACUUUACAACUGGCUUGAAGUCGACUUUCAUCCCCUGAAGCUGAGCGGAAGAGUGACCAAGGUGCUGAACUGGGUGAGAGACCAGGCUGAGAAGGAGGCUGAUCUGCAGCAGUAUGUCCCUCACCUGCAGAGUAAUACCAUCCUGAGGCUCCUGCAGCAGGUCGCACAGAUCUACCAAAGCAUCGAGUUCACCCGUCUGGCCUCCCUGGUUCCGUUUGUGGACGCCUUCCAGCUGGAGCGCUCCAUCGUGGACGCUGCCCGCCACUGUGAUCUGCAGGUCCGUAUAGACCACACCUCUCGAACUCUGAGCUUUGGCUCUGACCUCAACUACUCGACCAAAGAGGACGCCCCUGUUGGUCCUUUCCUGCAGAACAUGCCCUCAGAGCAGAUCAGGAACCAGCUCACCGCCAUGUCUGCUUCUUUGGCCAAGGCCAUCCAGGUCAUCAAGCCUGCCUCCAUCCUGCAAGAGCGUGAUGAACAGAACCAGCUGGCCAUCGCCGCCUAUCUGAAAAACGCCCGCAAGGAUCAUCAGCGCAUCCUGGCUCGCAGACAGACCAUCGAAGAGCGUAAGGAGCGCCUGGAGAGCCUCAACAUUCAGCGCGAGAAGGAGGAGCUGGAGCAGCGCGAAGCCGAGAUGCAGAAGGUUCGCAAGGCCGAGGAGGAGCGUCUGCGCCAGGAGGCCAAGGAGAGGGAGAAGGAGCGCAUCAUGCAGGAGCACGAGCAGAUCAAGAAGAAGACAGUCCGUGAACGGCUGGAGCAGAUCAAGAAGACUGAGCUUGGAGCCAAAGCCUUUAAGGAUAUUGAUAUUGAGGACCUUGAGGAGCUGGAUCCCGACUUCAUCAUGGCCAAACAGGUGGAGCAACUGGAGAAGGAGAAGAAGGAACUCCAAGAGCGCCUGAAGAACCAGGAGAAGAAGAUUGACUACUUUGAGAGGGCAAAACGUCUCGAGGAGAUUCCUCUCAUCAAAAAGGCUUAUGAGGAGCAGCGUGUCAAGGACAUGGAACUAUGGGAGCUCCAGGAGGAGGACAGGAUCAGUAACAUGAAGGUUGAGCGGGAGAAGGCUCUGGAGCACAAGAAGCGCAUGUCCAGGAUGUUGGAGGACAAAGAAAACUUCUUGUCCAAAAUAACUGCUGCCCGUAGCUUCAUCUAUGAGGAAAAACUGAAGGCUUUCCAGGAGCGCUUGGUGGAGGAGAGGAAGAAGCGCAUGGAGGAAAGGAAAAAGCAGCGCAAAGAGGACAGGCGUAACACUUUCUAUCGUCAGAAAGAGGAAGAGGCUCAGCGUAUCCACGAGGAGCAGCUCAAGAAAGAGCGUGAGGAGCGUGAGCGCAUUGAACAAGAGCAGCGUGAGGAGGAGGAGAGGGAGUACCAGGAGCGUCUGCGCAAACUGGAGGAGCAGGAACGGAAACAGCGCGCUCGCCAACAGGAGAUCGAAGAGCGAGAGCGCCGCCGUGAGGAGGAGAAAAGGACCGUACCAGAGGAGAAAGCCAAGGAUUGGGGCGAAAGGGAGCCUGAAAAGGAGGAAGGGGGAGGAGGAGGAGGAGGAGGAGGAUGGAGGAAGCGCACCGAGGGAGGUGACUCAGAGUGGCGUCGUGCUGUGCCUGACAGGGAUUCUAGACAGGAGGGCCGUGAAGAAGACCGAGAGGAGGGCUCCUUCAGGCGAGACGGUCCUCGCAGGGGCGGAGAUGACAGAGGACCUCGUCGGGGCUUCGAUGAUGACAGAGGCCCACGCCGUGGCGGUGAUGACGACCGUCCUCUACGCAGAGGGAUGGAUGAUAGCCGCGGUCCACGUAGAGGUUUUGAUGAAGACCGUGGUCCCUGGAGGGGUGGAGAUGAAGACCGUGGGCCAAGGCGUGCCUUCGAUGAUGACCGCGGGCCCCGGCGUGGCUUUGAUGACGACAGAGGUCCCCGUAGAGGCAUGGACGACUCCAGGGGUCCCAGGCGUGGCAUUGAUGACGACUCCUGGGGUCCCAGGAGAGGAGGAGAUGAUGACAGAGGUGGCAGGAGAGGCAUGGAUGACGGGCCACGUCGUGGUGGGGAUGACCUCAAACCCUGGAAGCCCCUGGGCAGACCUGGUGGUUGGCGUGAGCGUGAGAAGGCCCGAGAGGACAGCUGGGGUCCUCCCCGCGGUGAGACCCCUGAGGAGGAGGACGAUUCUGAAGAAAGAAGAGCCGGUGAAGGCCGUCGUCCAGUCAGAGAGGAGAACAACUGGAGGAGAGGAGGCACAGAAGAAGGAGAAGGAGGAGGCAGAGGAGGAGGAAGCAGCGGCUGGAGAGACUCUCGCAAAGAACAAACGGACCGUCGUGAUGCUGAUGGUGAUGAUCGUCGUGGUGGUGAACGCCGCCCUGAGCGCCGUGACAGAGAUCGUCGAGAUGAGCGUGAAAUCAGAGCCCCACCAAGAGAGCCUGAAGAGGGAGGUUCUUGGCGUCGUGCAGGUGAGGAGAAGCGCGAGGAGCCCAGAGAGAGAGAGCGGGAGCGUGAGCCUGAAGGAGAAAAGGGCGGUUGGCGUACUGACAAAGAUAAUCCUCGUCGCACCAAGAACGAGACAGAUGACGAUGGCUGGACCACUGUCCGCCGCUGAGCAACAUCUACAUCUAAUUGGCCCAAUUAAAGAUAAAGACGAGAUAAAUUGGUUUUUGAAAAUUAAUACUAUUCAGUAUCAUCAGCCAGUGGUGAAUUAAUGGCCAUAAAACUCCUGAUACUUGUGCGUUAUUCCUUUUGGAUUAAAUAUUUGUAGACAGUAGUUUUCCUGGGAUUUUUUUCCUUCUAUCUUUACUUUGGCUUUCAGCAGUUUUGAAACAGAGGCUCCUCGCCACCAAAACAUCAUCAGCCAAUGAACUUGUGUGCACUUAGGCCUCAUGCAAACCAUCAAUGUGAACACGACUGCCCCCAGUGGUUAGGAGUGUUAUUACCUUACAUGAAGAAUUCAAACUGACUAAACUGAAAACUAAUACCUGCUCCGACUUUCAAUGCAAACUCAGUACAUCACCAACUGCCUCUUUUAAAUAAUUGACCUCCGCAUAGAUGUUAUAUAACGUCACAGAUCCACAACUCUUGUAAUGGCAAUGACUAUGAAGUAUCUGUCAUCUGCUUCAGUGAUCUCUGCUCCUCAUCUAUUAUUUCAGAUGCUUCAUUACCUGUUAAAGAACUAUAGUGGAAAUAAAAAUUUGAUGUGCAUGCUUAGAGUAUUCAAUUGGUCUCGCUUGAUAUCCAGUGUGUGGUUCUAUCUUUACUGCAAUCAACGGUAUCAAACCAGUUUGCAUGUGUACAGAUAAAGCCUUUAUUAAUAAAGAUGUUUGCUCACCAAUUAA